Messenger RNA from Dermacentor silvarum, 2148 nucleotides. Its product is annotated as thromboxane-A synthase-like. Lineage: Eukaryota; Metazoa; Arthropoda; Arachnida; Ixodida; Ixodidae. Gene Ontology annotation, molecular function: heme binding; monooxygenase activity; iron ion binding. The coding region runs from base 357 to 1976 and encodes 539 amino acids. The transcript is spliced from 15 exons. The record is from RefSeq and is a predicted model, not a curated record.
AUCGAGAACAUUCAAUGUGAGAAGCUCGGCGUCGGACAACAUAAAACCUAGUCCGCCAAUUCUUCAGUUUUAUGUUUCGCCCAGCUACCUUCAUCGAAAGCGGCUGCAGCAUUAACUUGAUCAGUUAACGUCGUGUGAAACCGUUGAAUCUUUGUUUAUUCUUCGAGAAGUUCUUGCUGUCUUUGAGUGUGAGUCGAGAAGUAACGGCAAGCGGAAAUAGCAUCGCAGGCAGUAGGAGAGUACUUUGUUGCUGGGCGAGUAGUUCGUAGGAAAAGUGAAGUGCAGUGCGACGUGCAGUGGCUGGAAGUGAAAAGUGCCUUUCGUUAAACUCUGAGCAAGAGGGUUCCUGCGGCGCCAUGGACCUCGCGCAUGCGCUGUGGCAGCUGGUCGCUGCUUCCAUCCUGCUUUUCCUGGUUCACUGGUACAUGAAGAGGAAACAGCACUUCUGCUACUUCAAGGACCUCGGCAUUCCGGGACCAGAGCCAAGCAUCAUCACCGGCAACAUGAGCGAACUGCAAAAAAAGACACCUACAGUGGCCUACAGGGAAUGGAUAGAGAAGUACGGUAAAGUAGUAGGGUACUUCAAUGGCUACCGUCCUGUUCUGCUCGUCGCUGACCUCGACUUGCUCAAGAUGAUUCAAGUGAAGGACUUUCAAGAUUUCAUUGACAGAAGUCUUCUCUUCCAAUCCAAGAGGCCCCCGAGUCCCCACAACAAGUCUCUGAUCCAACUAACGGGCAAGCGCUGGAAGGAAGUCCGCAGCAUACUCACCCCCUCUUUCACCACCAACAAGCUCAAGAUGUUGGCUCCUGGCGUGGUGUGCAGCGUACGGGAGUUCGAGGACAAGAUCGCGGAGUACGCACGCUCCGGCGAGGAGUUCGAGAUCGGCGACCUGUACCAGGCGAUGACGUUGGACGUGAUCUGCCGCAGCGCCAUGGGUAUCGAGUACAACAUCCAGAAGAACCCCAAGCACAGCCUGCUGGUCUGCAGCCGCAUGCUCUUCAACUGCACCUUCUCCUGGGUCGCCGUGCUGCUCGCCUCCUUUCCCGAGCUGGACUUCAUACUGAACUACCUCAACAAUUGGAGGCUCGCCAGCAUCAACAACGGCGUUCACCCCUUCGAGGAAGUGCAGGAGAAGUGCGGAAACAUCGUCAGGCAGCGCCAGGUCGACAACUCGGCCCCGCAAAAGGACCUGCUGCAGCUGAUGAUCGAAGCCAAGUCAUCCAACGUGGACGUCGGAAGCGUCACCUCAGACCAGCUCACGGCCGCCGACGACAACGAACACGAACUCAAGCAGAGCGCACCGCCCUCGCCGAACGGCACCUCGUACACGAGCAAGACGGUACUGGACGACGACGACAUCACGCAGAACGCCUUCAUCGUCCUCAUCGCAGGGUACGAGACAACGAGCAACACGCUCACGCUCGUCUCCCACAUGCUGGUCAACUACCCCGAGGUGCAAGAGAAGGUGCGACAGGAACUGCUCGCUGCGCUGGGACCGGACGAGGAGAUCACUUACAACACAAUCCAGAAGCUGACCUACCUCAACUGCGUCAUCCAGGAAACCAUGCGCCUCUACCCGCCCAUAUUCGCGUUUGUCACGAGAGAGGCGGUGGUCGACAAGCAGUACGGGAAGCUGAAGAUUCCUGCCGGCACGGCGGUGAUGGCCGCUAUGGAGUAUAUCCACCGUGACCCCUGCAACUGGGAGAAGCCGAACACGUUCGACCCAGACAGGUUCCUUCCCGAGCGGCGCAUGGGCCAGAACCCGCUCGCUUUCCAGCCGUUCGGCGCGGGGCCGCGCAACUGCAUCGGCAUGCGGUUCGCGCACAUGGAGAUGCGCUUCACGCUCGCCCACGUUCUGCGCAAGUACCGACUCGAGGCCACGCCCAACAGCGACAAGGACCCUGCAGAGAUCGAGAUGAACCCUCUGGUGUUGCGGAUCAAGAGAGGAGUGAACGUCAAGGCAGUGCCCAUCUAGAAAUGCAUGCAGCUGCCUUCGUCCCGUCGUGUAAAUAGAUAUCGAACAGCUCAAUUCGCUCGUGUGCUCAUGAACUCAUCUGUACAUAUACCACGUCCAUGUACGAGUGUUUGUUUCUCAUUACGUGCCAAUAAACUGGGUGUUCUCACCAAUGUUGUUCCUACUCCGUGAA